Molecule: messenger RNA, 2976 nt
Organism: Acanthopagrus latus (yellowfin seabream)
Lineage: Eukaryota; Metazoa; Chordata; Actinopteri; Spariformes; Sparidae
Product: ras-related protein Rab-3A-like
Exons: 4
Coding region: 1-660 (219 amino acids)
Biological process (GO): maintenance of presynaptic active zone structure; protein localization to plasma membrane; regulation of exocytosis
Cellular component (GO): synaptic vesicle membrane; axon; synaptic vesicle
Molecular function (GO): GTPase activity; GTP binding
Source: RefSeq, a predicted model, not a curated record
AUGGCGUCUGCAAAUGCCACAUACGGACAGAAGGAGUCCUCAGACCAGAACUUUGAUUACAUGUUUAAGAUCCUCAUCAUCGGCAACAGCAGCGUAGGAAAGACUUCCUUCCUUUUCCGCUACGCAGACGACUCCUUCACACCAGCCUUUGUCAGCACAGUGGGCAUUGACUUCAAGGUGAAGACCAUCUACAGGAACGACAAGAGGAUAAAGCUCCAGAUAUGGGACACUGCUGGACAGGAGCGCUACAGGACAAUCACCACAGCAUAUUACAGGGGGGCCAUGGGCUUCAUUCUCAUGUAUGACAUCACCAACGAGGAGUCCUUCAACGCUGUCCAAGACUGGUCAACCCAGAUCAAGACAUACUCAUGGGACAAUGCCCAGGUUCUCAUGGUGGGGAACAAGUGCGAUAUGGAGGAUGAACGAGUGGUGGCGGCAGAGAGGGGCCGGCAACUGUCAGAGCAGCUGGGUUUCGAGUACUUUGAAGCGAGCGCUAAAGAUAACAUCAAUGUGAAGCAAACUUUCGAGAGACUGGUGGACAUCAUCUGCGAGAGGAUGUCGGAGAGUCUGGACAACAACGACCCGACUAUGACCGGAGCAAAACAGGGGCCACAGCUCACCGAGCAGCCUCAGAGGUCCAGUCAGGAUUGUGCUUGCUAAACAUGAUCUCCCACAUACACAGUUUAUGCCAUCAACACACCUUUUUGAGUUUUGUCAGUUUGUCUCUCACUGUCUUUCUCAUACACACAAACACUGCCGUACAGACACACAACCUGGCUACUUAGAUUCUCCACCCCUCUCACCACACCAGAGCCGGCCACUUAAAAGAUUUGUUUUUUCAGAAUGAUGUUGUUAAUUUCAGUCAUACAGAGAUUAUGUAACAGUGCUAAUUUAAUCAGAGGGGUGAAGAACAAUUGAUAGAGGAACAAUCCCAAAUUGUCUUUAAUUCUUAUGUGUACAUAUGUGCACAAACAAACACACUAUGCUGUAUCUUAACAGAAUUAUAAAAAACCCAGUCAAGACUCCAUCAUUCCUUAUUGACAAAUUUGUGAUUGGCUUUUUCUUUACUUUGUCCCCAUUCAGCAGGAAUGCCUCAAACUUAAAUGGAUACAAAUCCCAUUUAAAAUAUUUUUAAAAUGUUUUUUGCUGUCGAUAAAGUUGCUGUUUUUCCUUGUUUUAACAUUUUUUUGAGUUUCACAGACGUCCAAACAGUCAUUUGUUUUGAAUGGGAAAUAGUAAAAGUCAUGCAUAUCAUUUUGCAUAUCAUUAUUAAUAUGGAUUUUUGACCCCUUUGCAGAUUUUUUACAAGCAGCUUAGUUGGUCCAGUAUGAGAAGCUGCGUGGCCUCUGGAGGUUGCUCAAAUUAAGGUUUUCUAGCCUUGUUUUUUUUUUUUUUUUUAACUUCUUUGUUACUAUUUUUUAGAUCUACCUUACAAUAAAAGAAUAAGGGAUGUCUUUCACCCUGAGACAAGAUGUAUAAAUGUUUAAAAGUCAAUAGGUAUGCAUUUUUUAAAUGCAUAUAUAAAUAUAUAAUGAAUUAUAUAUACAGUAAUAAUGAUUCAGGAUUAUGGAUUCCUACUUGUGCUUUUGUGAGAGGUGCAUGUUGUUGAUGUUCUCUGGUUGACUGGAUGGUUAUGUGUAUGAGCUGUUGUCUGAACUGAAAACCUAUCCGUCCUACAGUUUCAAUACCUGAAGGUACCAAAUGGGCCUGUAGGUUUCACAUGUGGCCCCUUCUCAUUGUAUUAACUUUCAUUCACUGCGUAUAAUGUGCAACAUGCACUCACUGGAAAGGCAUGUGAUUCAGUGUGAGCACUGGCACACCUCACAUCUUCAUCAACAUUCAGAUAGUCUCGUAUGUCAUGGUAGAUGAUGUUUUCUUCUUUACUUUCUUGGGGCGGGGGGGACAUGAUGUUUUUAAGCAUGUUAAAUGUCAAGUUGUGAGUUUUAUUUCUCUCUGACGCGGGAAUCGUCUGCUCGUCGUGUAUACAGUACAAACUGUCUGUAUGUCAUGCGCCCAUAGAUGAGCUGAGGCAUUUGAAAGAAAUUCAACACCUAAGUUAUUUCAAAAUAUUGUAUUUAUUUUGUAUUAUUUAUAACUUAAUUUAUUUUUGAGAUAAUGUUCUUCCUAGAUUAUGCGUUGUAAUCUGCACUCUUCGUUUUUAAGAGAGAUGUUCAGUAGUAUUCAACUGCUUAAAUCGUCCCAGCUUUUAAAUGAAGACUUUUUUGUGUUUACAGUGAAUAUAAAGCUUAAGAUGCUUCCUUGAGGGGAAAGUUAAACAUUCCAGUGUGAGAGUCUCUUAUCAUGUCGGCGCAGCUUUGCUGGGAACAUUGUUUGUCUUUUGAUAUCAGUUUUGCAACUCUUAAGACUCUGUAGUGUAAAAGCAGACUGUUCUCGCAGAGCAAUAGCAGUUCUUUCUCUCCACACCCCAAAUAUCAGCAACAUACAACCCUGCUGAGGGUUUGUAACACAUGCUGUACGCAGUUGUGUGAAUGUACAGUUUGUAUAAAGGCUGUCUUAAUGAUCAUUCUUUCCAAAGAGAUUUCGUCAAUACAUUUAGAGCCAAAAAGAGCGCUUGUUGUCGACAUUUGUUUGAAAAAUCAGUCUGGUAGUAUUUUCCUACUCGUGUCGUAGCUUUAAAAAGGGAACUAGAUGUUUGGGAAGUAAACUGAAUACUUUGAACACUUAAUUGAAAUAGUGAUUCUUACUGCAUUGUUCACUUUUGAAUUGUUUGUUGAUUUUUGUUACUUUAUUUAUUGUGUUUUGCUACAGCUGUAAUCUUUGCCGUUGAUUUAUAGGAACACUUAUCGGCCCUGUUCAACUGUCCUCCUGUUCUUCUUCCUCCCUCCCUGUCAGAAAUAACCCCUGUAAAUAGGACUUUUCUCCCCGUUGGGUAUUAGUUGUGUGAAUUGUGCUGUAAUUCUGUAAUGCCAGAUUUACUGAUAAUGAGGAAUCAAUAAACAAAAUCUAAAAGCUGUA